GCUGGCCAGGAUGGCCGCCGGAGGUGUCGCAGCUGGCUUUACCGCUGCCCUCCUGUACAACUACUUCAACGCCGGUGUGAGCACUGCUCACGCCGAUGGCGCUGCAAUUCCCGAGAACCCCGACACAUCGGGCAACGGCUGGCAGCCAAUUCACGCGCUCGAGGUGGACGACCCCAAGGUGUGUGCGGGCUACCGCCAAGUCGGCGUGCUGCGGCACGUGUAUGGCGCGCCUGCCGAGCAACACGAAGAGGAAGACGGCGAAGCAUACCGCGACCUGGGCGUGGGCCUUUUGCUCGGCUUUGGCCUGCUGCUCCGUGUGUUCAGCGCUGCUUUUUAGGGGCGAGCUAACUCCAGAACCCCAUGCGCAUUCGCAUGGCCACCUGGGUCACGAAUCUGCAGGAUCACAUCGUCAAGACGCUCGAGUCUAUCGAGGCCCAGGCGCCCCCGGACGGCGAGCAUGCGCCUGCCACAUUCCUGCGCGAUCACUGGAUUCGGCCCACCGGCGGUGAGGGUAGCUCAUGCGUCAUGGCCGGCGGCCGCGUGUUCGAGAAGGCGGGCGUGAACGUUUCCGUUGUCGAGGGGCGCAUGCCCCGCGGCGGCCAGGAGCAGAUGCGCGCCGACCACUCGAGCAUCACACCUUCCGACACCCCCCUGCCCUACUUUGCCACGGGCCUGUCUAUUGUCAUUCACCCGCGUUCGCCCCAUGUGCCUACUGUCCAUCUCAACUACCGCUACUUCGAGCUGUGUGACGACAAGACCGGCGAGCCCGUCGCGUGGUGGUUCGGCGGCGGCUCCGACCUGACCCCCAACUACCUGUAUCCCGAGGACGCCGAGCUGUUCCACGACACGCUCAAGGCCGCCUGCGACAAGCACAACCCCAAGUACUACCCGACCUACAAGGAGUGGUGCGACAAGUACUUUUAUCUCCCGCACCGCGGCGAGACGCGUGGCGUCGGCGGCGUCUUCUUUGACGACCUCACCACCAGCAGCGACAUUCACGGCUCCAAGAACCCCUCGCGCGAGGAGAUCUUUGAGUUUGUCAAGUCGUGCUCAUCCGCGUUCCUCCCCGCCUACGUCCCUAUCGUCCAGCGCCGCAUGGGCAAGGCCUGGACUGAGCACGAGCGUCGCUGGCAGCUCCUCCGCCGCGGACGCUACGUUGAGUUCAACCUGCUUUACGACCGCGGCACCAAGUUCGGCCUCAACAUUCCUGGUGCCCGCGUUGAGUCUAUCCUCAUGUCUCUUCCCGAGUACGCCCGCUGGGAGUACUGCACACCAGUCGGCACUGAGGAGGGCUCGCGCGAGAAGGCACUCCAGGACGUCCUCAAGAAGCCCCGGGAGUGGGCCACCAAGUAGAACGACGGCGGACGAGGGGGGCAUGUUGUCACAGCAUCAGCAGCAAAACAAUCAAAAUCUGUCGGUAGCAGAGAUCGUUAGAUCGUCGUCUUGUGAAUACUCGCAUCAUAAUGCAUCACACCACUGCAUGAAACUCAUACAACAUACAAGGCAGG
Cutaneotrichosporon oleaginosum is the source of this 1508-nucleotide messenger RNA. RefSeq lists its product as uncharacterized. Gene Ontology annotation, molecular function: coproporphyrinogen oxidase activity. NCBI's taxonomy places the organism in Eukaryota, Fungi, Basidiomycota, Tremellomycetes, Trichosporonales, Trichosporonaceae. Gene Ontology annotation, cellular component: cytoplasm. The record is from RefSeq and is a predicted model, not a curated record.